UGAAACACACUGAGGUGCCAUCUGAGGAUGAGGGACAGCAGAAUGGGGUAACAAACGAAGGAUCUAAUCUGAUCUGAACAAAAUAACCAUAGAACUUUGAAUUUUUUUGCACUUGAAGCAGCACUAAUAAGCAAUAACCUAAUAUUAAACAACAAAUCACUACAGGUGAUCAAGAUAUGAUACAAUGUGUAUCAAAAUACACCCAUCAUAAGUAAUCUAGACACCUAACCAUUUACUGUACCAGUAGCUCAGAGCAAUUUUGAGUUAACCAAAAUUAAUAUUUUUUCCCCUCUUGAGAUUAAUUGUAUUUGUGAAGUAUUAUAACAUGAAUUCAGCUUCAUAUCUUGCUGCAGUUGCAAGCUUAAUGUUAAAAAUCACAACUGAAGUUUUGAAGGUGAAAAGUUCAGCAGCCAACACUGAAUAAUAAAAACAUAAAACUGAACAAUAAAAACAUAACUUUCCAUAUGAACACAGCAUAUCAGAUGCAAUUACCAUCCUAGUCAUUUUCUUUUUAAAAUAAAUCAAUAAGUAAAAUAAAUAAAUAAACAGUCCUCAAUGUUACGUUGCUUGAGAUCUGUAUAGGGGGGAAGAGGAAGCACUGAAGUAUUUUAUUUCCUCAUUCAUUGGAUUUUCCCAAGUGAGCAGAUAUAUUGCUCGACUACUUACAGGUCUGGAUCACUCAGCACUUUGAUGUGGACUAACAGACCAAACUAAAGAUGUGGUCUUCUCUGAUAGUCGGAGUUUUGCUCCUUUCCCUCACGGAUGUUCUGACAGGCCAGAAGCAUAAAGGCUGUUUGCCUCAGGAUGAGCUGAUGAUCCAGGCGAAGAAGUUCCUGCGGCGGACAGGCAGACACUCUGAGCACAGAGCUGCACGUGCUGUAUCCGCCGCGUCCUGCUCCGAUUUCACACACUGGGUCUUCUCAUCUGAUCUGAAGAACCGAUCCCUGUCUCCCUGGCGAUCAAGAGUUGAGACUGCACAUGACCUGAUCCCUUCAGUAUAUGAAGUGGCCGAGUGUCUGUGUUCCGGCUGCAUCAUUGACGGCUCUGAAAACACCGACUACAACUCAGUCCCGGUGAUGCAGAGCGUCAUGUUCCUGAAGAAGGUCUCGUGCACCUCUGAUCCGGAGAAAUACUCUUUAGAAGUUGUGUAUAAAACAGUCCCGGUCGCCUGCACGUGCGCCGUGCCCAAACAAUAACCUCUUGUAGAGGCAUUAGCAUUUAAACCAAGACAAAAAUGUAGAGACGUGUCUCAUGUAUGGUUGUGUUUGUUUUAAAAUGCAAAACUGUUAAGAUUUUUGGGGUGUUUUUUUAUUUUUAUUUUUAUUUUUUUUGUAUAAACAGCACUACGUGCUAUGUUUAUGUUCCAUAAGCUGCAUUUUCAGCAUGAAAUUACUAUGCAAUCAAAGUUGCAGUUUGGUACAUUGUCGUACAUACACUACUGUAUUUUUUAUUUAUGUAAUAAUUUAUUGACUAUUUAUUUAAAUUAUUCGACUUCUGUUUUGAAGUUCUGUUUUAAAGCUUUAUUUUAUUUUAGUUGUAUAACUUAUAGGCUGCAAGUAAUACUGUAUUUAAAAUGUAUUAUAAUUAUAUUAUAAUUAUAUUUUAAUAUAAAGUAUAUGUGUCCCUGAGCAUUAUAAUUUAACUGUUUUGAAUAUGAAAUAUAUGAAGUCUAUUUAAUCUAAUAAAGUCAUCCAACCUGA
Molecule: messenger RNA, 1700 nt
Organism: Pangasianodon hypophthalmus (striped catfish)
Lineage: Eukaryota; Metazoa; Chordata; Actinopteri; Siluriformes; Pangasiidae
Gene: il17c
Product: interleukin 17c
Exons: 3
Coding region: 717-1196 (159 amino acids)
Cellular component (GO): extracellular region
Molecular function (GO): cytokine activity
Source: RefSeq, a predicted model, not a curated record